This is a messenger RNA of Lathyrus sativus (Indian pea), 477 nucleotides long. The record is from the annotation of a GenBank genome assembly. NCBI's taxonomy places the organism in Eukaryota, Viridiplantae, Streptophyta, Magnoliopsida, Fabales, Fabaceae.
AUGGGUGUUUUUAAUUUUGAGGAUGAAGCCACUUCUGUUGUAGCACCUGCUAUACUCUACAAAGCACUAGUUACAGAUGCUGAUAACCUUACUCCAAAGGUUAUUGAUGCCAUCAAAAGUAUUGAAAUUGUUGAAGGAAACGGUGGUGCCGGAACCAUCAAGAAACUCACUUUCGUUGAAGAUGGUGAAACCAAGCAUGUGUUGCACAAAGUGGAGUUAGUAGAUGCUGCUAACUUGGCUUACAACUAUAGCAUAGUUGGUGGUGUUGGAUUUCCAGACACAGUUGAGAAGAUCUCUUUUGAGGCUAAAUUGACUGCUGGACCAAAUGGAGGAUCCAUUGCAAAGCUGGGUGUGAAAUAUUACACCAAAGGAGAUGCUGCUCCUAGCGAAGAGCAACUCAACAAGGACAAAGCUAAGGGUGAUGGUCUUUUCAAGGCCCUUGAGGGUUACUGUUUGGCUCAUCCUGAUUACAACUAA